UUUUCGGACGGACGCUCGGCAGCCGACGAGGAUCGCCUUCAAGAGCCCGCCACGAAAACCCGAGCGACAUGGCGGCCCUGGGACGGACGAGUGCACUUGUGGCGGCUGCCCUGUUCCUGUGCCUGGCCGCUGCGGGCUCCGAGACGCCGGAAGCCAGCGACCGUCAGCACCGUGGGGGCUUCCAGAAGCUACGACUGUCCACGGCCCGCGGGUUCGGCAAACGGAUUCCGCCCGGUCUGGCCUUCCUCCGCCAGCGGAACCAGGAACCCGCGGACCCCAUAAUCAAGAAGGGGUUCCGCAAGAUGAAGAUCUCAACUGCCCGGGGUUUCGGGAAACGAGAAGAUCCCGAUCUCUCUUUCUUGCUGGAGAAUGAAGACAUCGACCCCGUCGACCUGAAGGAGAAGCGAGGAAUUCGGCGGCUGAGCCUGUCAACUGCUCGGGGCUUUGGCAAGAGAAUGAGUCCAGGCUUCUCCGAUGACCAAGGACCUUCUGAUGCUGGCCAAUCUGGCAGCGGGUGGUUAGCGGAGGAAAUAGCCAAAGUUGCCGACAUCAGCGAUGAUGGACUAGCUUACCAAGACAGUUUCUAGCAAGCGCAAUAGCACACAAUGUAGAGCUGAACGAGUAGCAGGCUCCUAUUCUCUACCAUUGUUUCGUAGCCACAGGGUCAAUCAUUGUAUAUAAAAAGCAGCACCACCAAGCAAUGAGACUCCUCGUUUGUUACGACCGCAGGCUACGGCGUGAUGCAGCUACGAGGUAUUACCAUUCGCACGCACAUUCUCAAUCUCUGUAUCUGAAAAUAAAAUCAAUUUAUUGCUUAC
This is a messenger RNA of Ixodes scapularis (black-legged tick), 818 nucleotides long. RefSeq lists its product as uncharacterized. The record is from RefSeq and is a predicted model, not a curated record. Lineage: Eukaryota; Metazoa; Arthropoda; Arachnida; Ixodida; Ixodidae. Bases 69 to 587 code for a protein of 172 amino acids. The transcript is spliced from 6 exons.